Molecule: messenger RNA, 3356 nt
Organism: Argiope bruennichi
Lineage: Eukaryota; Metazoa; Arthropoda; Arachnida; Araneae; Araneidae
Product: kinesin-like protein KIF28
Exons: 25
Coding region: 75-3284 (1069 amino acids)
Biological process (GO): microtubule-based movement; cytoskeleton-dependent intracellular transport
Cellular component (GO): microtubule; kinesin complex
Molecular function (GO): ATP hydrolysis activity; microtubule motor activity; ATP binding
Source: RefSeq, a predicted model, not a curated record
UUGGAGACGCCGAAGAAGUGGCUCUCAAACAAAAAGUGAGUUCCGGGACCCCUUCAUUUGUAUAAUCCGGCUCAAUGGUCCGGGAAGACAUGGGGAGUCGUCAGCAGCAGCAGCAACAACAGCAACGGAUGAAAGAAAUGCGCAACAGGAUGCCGGACAUUGAGAAUGUCAGAGUGGCCGUCAGAGUGAGGCCUUUCAGUCAAAGAGAGAAGCAGAGAAACGCGAGAAAUAUCAUUUCCAUGUAUGAAAAGACAACUUUUCUCAACAACCCAGAUUAUCCAAGCGAAGAGUCAAAGAAGUUUACUUUUGACUACAGCUACUGGUCUUUCGAUGGAUUUCGAGAACUAGAGAACGGACUCAUCGUUCGAGAUGAAAGCCACCCAAAUGGUGAUAGAUACUGUGAUCAACUAACGGUGUAUAACGAUUUAGGAAAAGGUGUACUGCAUAAUGCAUGGGAAGGCUAUAAUUCUACUCUUUUUGCUUAUGGACAAACAAGUUCUGGAAAAUCUUGGUCGAUAGUUGGAUAUGGAGUUAAUAAAGGGAUAGUCCCAAUGUUUUGUGAAGAUUUAUUUAAGAAUAUUGCUGAUAGCAAAGCUGCAGGAGAAAGAAUUGAAUUUGAGGUACGCUUCAGUAUGUUAGAAAUAUAUAAUGAAAUUGUGAGGGAUUUGAUCAACAUUAGUAGCAGUACAAAGAAAAGAGGUCUCAAAGUUAGAGAACAUCCUACUAAAGGAUUUUUUGCCGAGGGUCUCAGUUCCACUUUGGUGACCAGUUACAAAGAUAUUCAAGCUCAACUAGAUUUAGGAACGACAAACAGAAGUAUAGCAUCAACAAAUAUGAACGCUACCAGCAGCCGAGCUCACACAAUAGUCGGAAUUACGUUAAUACAGAAAUCAAGAAAUGUCAAAGGACAAGAAACAUCUAAAACAUCAGUCGUCAAUCUUGUUGAUUUAGCUGGAAGUGAACGAGCAUCAGCUACUGGAGCUACAGGAGACAGAUUGAAAGAAAGUGCAGCAAUCAACCAAUCUCUUUCGUGUCUUGGAAAUUGCAUUCACUCAUUAGCUGAGAGAGCUACUGGACGCAAUAUAAGAGUACCUUAUCGUGAUUCUGUUUUAACACGUCUUCUGAUGAAUGCUCUGGGUGGAAACAGCAAGACCAUCAUGAUUGCGUGCAUUAGUCCAGCUGACAUCAACUUCGAGGAAACUCUUUCUACCUUAAGAUACGCGGAUCGUGCAAAACAGAUUAAAACCGUGGCGACAAUUAACGAAGACCCGACAGAGACUCUCAUUCGAGAGCUCAGAGCUGAAAAUGAUAGGUUGAAGAAAAUGCUUGAAAGAGGAGUGAUGAAUGUGCCAAUAAAACCGGGAAUGACUGAUGAUGAGGUUGUGAGGAGAAGAAGUAGAUGGGAAGAAGAAAUGAAAGCUGCGAUGGCAGAAAACGAAAGAGAGCUGCAACAAAUUAAGCAAUCCUAUGAAGAAAAGCUGAGGCAAGCCCGACAAGCACAGAAGAUAGAUGCAGAGAGAGCAAAGUUAGAAGAACUGAAGAAACAACAUCCUCAUUUAUCAAACUUAAAUUUCGAUCCACAGCUGUCUGGAAAAAUUCUUCAUAUAUUAAAGAAAGGCGCAAACAGGAUUGGAAAAGAAGAUAAUGCAGAUAUUCUACUGUUAGGCCCAAGUAUCCAAGAAAAUCAUGCCAUUAUUCAUGUUCAAGAAGCAGAUCAAAUCAUUAUUGAAAAAGGUUGCCCAGAAGCUAGAAUAUUGUUAAAUGGAGAGCCAGUGACCAGCCAGUCUGUUCUGAAACAUAAUGAUAGAAUUAUGUUUGGAACGACUCAAUUAUAUGUUUACCAAGAUCCUGAAAAUUUUGUAAGAGGUCGGAAAUAUCCGGAAAUUACAUAUGAAAUGGCUCAAGAAGAAAUUGCAGCUAAAGCAGGAAUCAAUCUGUCUGAUGAUAAUUCUAGAGAAAGUGCGCUGCUGAACAAAGACUUAUUGGAAGUUUUACCUGGUGUUGAAGUUGCGAAUUCUAUUAGUGAAGAAUUAGAUAAGCGGGUGAGAUUUGAAAUCAUGCUUGUUUCACCUCAAAUGAUUGGAAAAUCCACUGGAAGAACAGAGGUGUAUGUCAAAAUGAAGAAUUUAGACACCCGACAGGAAUAUGAAUGGCCGAAACAGAAAUUUCUUAACCGGCUUUAUGUGAUGAAAGAAAUGUAUCAAAAUUAUGAAGCUGAAGAAGAUUGGGAUUUGCCAGCAGAAAUGGAUCCAUUCCUAGAGGAUCCUGACACGGAAGUUCGAAUUGGGACAGUUCAAGUUUACCUGCAGCCUUUAUCAUUUAUGGUAGAACUGAAAGAGCAGCUUGAAAUUAUUAAUUACAAAGGUUCUGAAGUGGGUAUUAUUAAUGUAGAAGUAUGUCCAUGUUCAGAUGAUGGAAAAGAAUACACGGAACAAGAUGAUCAAUUUGUUGAAAGUCCAAACGAGCUUAUCGGUAGAAAUUUGUAUUUCAUUGUCCGAAUAAAUGGCUGUCGUGGAAUUCCAAAUAGAUUUACGGAUGUGAACUGCAAGUAUCGAGUGUACUUAGACGAAACAGAUACAAUUACCGAAACAGUAUCAGACACAUCUAAUCCAGAUUUUCACCAUCAGAAAAUGUUUUCCUUCACUCCGGUGACUCGACAAGUUUUAUCAUACCUCAAAGAUGGAUUCAUAGUGAUUCAAGUUUGGGGAAAGCAGAAACCGCGAAAAUCCGCCAUGGCCAAAGCUAAAGGAAGGAGUACAAAGCAAAUGAUUCAAGAAGACCUGUUGAAUCAAACGUCAAGACUCAUGAAUGGUUUUCGAAUUAAUGGACGGAAUGUUGAUCCCAAUAAACAAAGCAUGAUUGUGGAGUUAUUACUUAUGAAGAAGCAACAGCAGAGGCAUAUACAGAAAUUGGAAAACAUAGGUCAUUUAGUGGAUAUCGCAGAAAAACAAAAAAUGAGGGAAAUUCCUCUACCCAUGGUGAAAGAGAUACUCUUUGCAAAUUCUAACGAAACAGCUGCCAAAGUUUUCAGCAAGAUAUUACCUAAAGGAAGCGUUUUGGCAAAAACCCCAGCAACACCAGUUGACGAAGAUGAGAUAGAGGAAGAAAGUGACGAAGAGGAUGAAGACGAAGAAGAUGAGGACGAAGAGGAAGAUGAAGAGGAGGAAGGCAAUCGUCAAAGGAGGCGGUCUAGAAGACGUAGAAGAAGAAGAAGUGAUGAAUCUGAUGAGGAAUAUGAUGAAAAUAAUUCUUACAAAGGCUCAUCCACCUGCAUUAUUGUCUGAAACGCCGUUGUUAGUAUUACUUAAAACAAGUGCCAUGGUAUUUUAUGAGAGAUUUGAAUAUAUAUGGAUAUU